Messenger RNA from Populus nigra (black poplar), 1474 nucleotides. Its product is annotated as pre-rRNA-processing protein ESF2. The record is from RefSeq and is a predicted model, not a curated record. NCBI's taxonomy places the organism in Eukaryota, Viridiplantae, Streptophyta, Magnoliopsida, Malpighiales, Salicaceae. The transcript is spliced from 8 exons. Bases 484 to 1221 code for a protein of 245 amino acids. Gene Ontology annotation, molecular function: RNA binding. Gene Ontology annotation, cellular component: nucleolus. Gene Ontology annotation, biological process: endonucleolytic cleavage in 5'-ETS of tricistronic rRNA transcript (SSU-rRNA, 5.8S rRNA, LSU-rRNA); small-subunit processome assembly; endonucleolytic cleavage in ITS1 to separate SSU-rRNA from 5.8S rRNA and LSU-rRNA from tricistronic rRNA transcript (SSU-rRNA, 5.8S rRNA, LSU-rRNA).
UGUAGUAAGUAGCCAAAUAGAUUAAAACAAAACCUUAAAAUCAUCAUCAUUAUUCAUUAAUCUUCAAAAACAUCCUCAUCCAUGCUUGUUCUAUACUUGUGUUGUUGUUCUCUGACUUUGCUCAACACAAAGUGUGGCUCAUGGUUCUCUUCAAGUGUCCUUCCUUCCUGUAUGCCUCCUACUUUAAUGAUUUUUUUAUUCUUUCUUUACCCUAACCUUUGCUUCUUCUUUUUUUUGAAAAAAUGCCCCUAACUUGUUUCUUGUGAUAAAUAAAAAAAAUGGACAGAUAGGUCAAAACAUAAAUUAUUUUUUUAAAAAAGGGAAAAUCCAACAGAAAAAGAAGUAUUUCAGCAGCACUCGCUUUAACACCUGGUGCCCACUCACGAGGUAAUUGCCUAGGCAGCACUUCAUUUAAAUUCAUCGCCCGAGGCUAAUAAAGGUGAUGUGGCCUCGCUUUGCCUUGCAUGGAGUGCCUAGGAAAGAAUGAGUGAGGAACAUAAAGAACAAGAACAAGUGUUGUUUUUAGAGGAGGGAAAGAAGAAAAAGUUAAAGAAAGAAGCAGAAAAGGCUCAUAAGCGUGGUGUUUGUUACAUAAGUAGAGUUCCUCCUGGUAUGGAUCAUGUUAAGCUUCGUCAACUUCUCAGUCAGUAUGGUGAAAUUCAACGAAUUUACCUUGCUCCUCAAAAUAGUUCUUCUAUUGAUCAAGGGAAUGAUAAUAAUAAGAGUAGAAAACGAGGUGGUGGAGCUAAAGCUCAAGCAUACUCUGAAGGGUGGGUUGAGUUUGCUAGUAAAAGUAAUGCUAAAAGGGUUGCUAAUUUGUUAAAUGGUGAACAAAUAGGUGGGAAGAAGCGGUCACAAUUCUAUUAUGAUCAUUGGAAUAUCAAGUAUCUAAGUAAAUUCAAAUGGGAUAAUCUUACAGACGAAAUUGCUUACAAGAAAGCUAUUCGGGAACAAAAAUUAGCAUUAGAAAUUUCUGCUGCAAAGAGGGAGCGGGAUUUCUAUCUCAAAAAAGUUGACCAGUCUCGUGCUUUAAGCUCUAUUGAAGAACGAAUGAAGAAGAAGCAGAAGGUCCAACAAGAAUCUGGAGGUGAACUUUCUGUUGCCCCACAGAAACCACCGGUUUGCCGACAAUUCCCACAGAAAAAACCAAUGGCUGAAAGAGAGAGAAGCAAACCUCAACUCUCUAAAGAUGUCCUGGCAGGGGUAUUUGGUGGUUCAUAGUGAUGGGUUGCGAGCAUGUCACUUUAUGUUCAGGAUGAGGAGCUUAUGUGAUAAAAUUUAUUGCUUUGCUCUCCCAUAUGCAUGCGAUGCAUUUUGAUGCGUGCGCAGCUCACAAUUUUGAUACUGUUUGUAACAUUUGAUGAUUUGAUCAAAAUGAAGUAACUCAUCAACAGUAGUCUUGUAAAAUCAUAUGGGCAACCUGUGUAUUUUACAAUCACCUAUCUGUUUUAAGAUCAUUAUUUUGCUCAUGGAA